AGCUAAGAGAUUCACGAAUUAGAUUUGGUCUUUGCUCUGUUUUCUGGAUAGUGUUACUUUCGUGAAAAUUUACAUUAUGGGUUCAAAUUUCCAGUUUUUGUCUUUCGACAGCCAUGUUUCAUUCAGUAAAUAUUGAGCAGCCUACCCUAUAGACAAUGCAGCUACCCAUGCGCUAAUUUGAGCUCCAGUGCUACGUAGACAGCUGCAGCCUCAGGCGUUACUGAAAAAUUAUUUGUUCUCAUUUUAUGACAGCUGGCAAUUAAAUUCAGUGGUUAAGGUAAAUGUUGAAGACGUCUUAAAAGGAUAUAAAGGAUUCAUCACUUUCAUUUCUUCAAGGAGAGCGAACCUAAGAUUAUCAUACUUCGAGCAGUGACUUCAACGGAAUUGAACAGGCGAACUUUGGUGGAAACGUCUAAGAAAGCGAUUAAAAUAUGCAGUUUGUGUUCGUUCUUCAACUUGUCAGCAUGCUAUUGAUGCCCCAGACUGUCAGCACGCUAACCACGGGUUGUGAAGUUGCCAACUGGUUGCACAGCAUGGACGUGCAAGGUUGGUCUGUCUGUCGAUAUGACAGAUUCAUAAAAGCAUUUAACAGGAGUGAACAACAACCAGACUAUGAUCCCAUUUUGCUCCUUGAAGAAGCAGAAUGCUGCCCAGCCACUAUACCAAGGUACAACUCGGCACCUUACACUGUGACCUGCUUAACUGCAAAUUGGCAAUACACGUUGGAUGGCGAUAAUGUCUGGGCGCUAUGUCCCAGUGGUUAUUACUUGUCUGGCCUCUAUAUCAGCAUGGGGGUUAUGCUGAUGGAUAUUGAACGGGCAAGAUGCUGUCGUCCACAGCAGCACCCCGACAGAUAUGGAGAUUGUUACGACGAAGAUGUUUCUACAUCGUUCGACAGUAAGGGCUGGAGCGAAUGUGCUAGGGCAGGCUAUUUGAUGACUGGUUUCUACAAGGGCAAUUGUGACUUCCUUCAUUGUAUUGAAAAAUUUAGAUGCUGCAGCAUGAUAUAAACUACUGAUCUACAAAAAAGCCUGGAAACAGAUGGGGACCACAUUUACUUGGCUGUGAAAAUAAGGGCUAAUUAUAGUUUGAGAUAAGAAUUACAAUUUGAAACAAGCACACUUGAGCUGGUGCAUAAGUUAGUUCAGGUUACUGAAUAAAACCGAAAAUAAUAACA
Orbicella faveolata is the source of this 1177-nucleotide messenger RNA. RefSeq lists its product as uncharacterized. The record is from RefSeq and is a predicted model, not a curated record. Lineage: Eukaryota; Metazoa; Cnidaria; Anthozoa; Scleractinia; Merulinidae.